Anopheles aquasalis is the source of this 2599-nucleotide messenger RNA. RefSeq names its product putative sodium-coupled neutral amino acid transporter 10. NCBI's taxonomy places the organism in Eukaryota, Metazoa, Arthropoda, Insecta, Diptera, Culicidae. Gene Ontology annotation, molecular function: L-amino acid transmembrane transporter activity. The record is from RefSeq and is a predicted model, not a curated record. Gene Ontology annotation, cellular component: membrane. Gene Ontology annotation, biological process: amino acid transmembrane transport.
UUUGGUUGCGCCGCGUACGCAACGAGAACAAACAGUUUUUCAGCUGGAGUUUUUCUCUAUCUUUUCUCGCUUUAGUGAUUAGAAAUAGAACAGGCUCGGCAAUGUACUCAGCUGGUGGCAGUCGUCGAACGUGAUGGAAACGAACUCCGUGCAAACGGUCACGCUAACGAACAGUAUCAUCGGAGUGGGCAUUUUGUCUAUGCCGUUCUGCUUCCAGAAGUGCGGAAUCGUGCUCUCGAUAGUGCUGCUACUGCUCAGCAGCUAUGUGACCCGCCUCGUUUGUAGUUAUAUGGUCAAAUCGGCCAUCAUCUCGAGGAGGAAAAACUUUGAACAGAUCGCUUUUUACGCCUUUGGAUCGGCCGGCAAACUGCUGGUGGAGUUAUGCGUGGUCGGCUACCUACUGGGAACAUGUAUCGCGUACUUCGUGGUGGUCGGUGACCUUGGGCCGCAGAUCACGGCCAAGAUACUGUCGCUGGACGAGAGCAACACGCUGCGAUCAUGGGUGAUGAUAGUGGUGACGAUCGUGUGCAUCAUCCCGCUGGGUAUGCUCCGGAAUGUCGACAGCCUGGCGUCGGUCUGCUCUGCCUCCCUGGGAUUCUACCUUUGUCUCGUGCUGAAAGUAAUGUCCGAGGCCAGCAAUCAGUUCCACCAAAGUGGCUGGUUCGAUCGGUUGGAUCUGUGGAGGUGGAGCGGUAUACUGCAGUGUAUGCCCAUCUUCACAAUGGCCCUUUCGUGUCAGAUGCAAAUAUUCGAAGUGUACGCUACGAUGCCCACGACAUCGCUGGACAAGAUGAGCCGUGUCAUCCGCCAGUCCACCAACAUCUGCACUCUCAUCUACGUCGCGAUCGGUUUCUUCGGCUACGUGGCAUUCAAUGGGCACCGGUUUUCCGGUAACAUUCUGGUAGACUUUUCACCGUCCUUCGUGAGCGACGUCAUCAAGAUCGGGUUUGUGCUGUCGGUUGCAUUCAGCUUCCCGCUGGCGAUCUUCCCGUGUCGGGUCAGCCUGUACUCGCUGCUCUACAAACGGUCCUCUGACGCCCACUUGUACAUUCCCGAGUCCAAGUUCCGCCCCCUGACGGUCGUCAUCGUUGUGGUGUCUCUGAUAGUCGGACUCCUGAUACCAUCGAUCGAAGUGGUAAUCGGUCUGGUGGGCUCAACUAUCGGGGUGGCCAUCUGUUUGAUCAUUCCAGCAGCGUGCUACAUGACGAUUUGCAAGACAAACAUUAGCGAGAAGAAGGUCGCGCAGGUGAUGAUAGCAUUCGGGUUUCUUACCAUGGUACUGGGAACGUAUGCCAAUCUGCAGGCGAUAGAUAGUACUGCGAGCGAGAAAAAGUACGAUAUCUCCACCGCCAUUCCACUGGAAUCGAUUUUUGAGGAACCCAAACCUAAUGUGCAACUGACGAAAGGGACGAGCAAUGAUAAACUUCCACAGCCGCAACCUCCCGAGAAGAUAAUACCAAAGAUAAAUAAAUCGCAAGAGUUACCCAAGAACACGCUGGCGAAACCGAACGCACCGGUAGUGCCGGUUCCGAAGCAAUCAGAAUCAAAACCAGCCAGCGAACAGGCACGUGUCGGUGUUAACCAGGAUGCAAUACUGCAAAAGGGACAAUCGAUCGCUGUUGAAGAGAAGCAAACGAUUCAGAAUGAGAUUAGUGAGCUGAAAAACGAAAAGAAGGUGCUCGAGGAAGAAAUGAAAAACAUCAAGGAAGAGCUGGUGAAGAAGAACCAGGAGUCGGAACAGCGGAAGAAACUGGACCAGAUAGUGGAACCAAUGGCGGUACCAAGUAACGCCAAGCUCCAGGAACCUCCAGCACCACCACCACCGCUGGAACUGGCAAAUGAGCCGCACAAGAAUCCCGAUCGUCCGAGCGAUCCGAUCGUUAAACUACUUACCGCCGGUGGUACCAAUAAAACCGUCCCUCUGCCGGCGGCCAACGUUGGUGAUGGCACUAAUUUUGUGUUACAGAAGAAACCGCCGGUGCAGCCGAUAAACGAUGCCGAUCGGGUACCGAUCGAAGGUGGCGGUGAAGGCGAACUACCGGUGGAUCUGAGAGCGGACCCAGCGGAUACACUACCAGCAGUAUCCGAUCGCAAUCAGACGGAAACAGAUGCCAUGCAUGCCGGUUCCAAAUCGGAACCAAAGUAUGGUGCGCUAGCAGAGGCUAAGAAGGGCGAGCAGCAACCCGCAGCAGUACCCGUGUUCCAGAGCAAAGCGCAACAAGAGAAGGCAAAGGAAAGCGCAGCACCGUUGCCACCGUUACCGGUGGAAGUGGUGCCUGAAGAGGACAAGGUGGCAAAGGGGGAGGAACCGCCAGAGCGGAAAUCAAAAGAAAGCGGCGAAGGGGCCGCCGGCAAGCGUGAUUUGUUAACAAUGCGCUUUAAGCGCGAAUCGGAACUGCAGCUUGGGCACACGGUGCAAGCAGACGAAAACUGUCCCAAACCUAGCGCCACAAACUCGGGCGUCGUUACGGUUGAUGAAGAAAAGUGAUCUUACGAAGGCGAGAGGAAAGGGAGAGACUGGAUUCGAUGAAAUCUCUAGACUGAAUAAACGUAUAUUUUUUGUGGUUUUUGAUGUAUGUUGUCGGAAAUUUCCAUCGAA